This is a messenger RNA of Symbiodinium pilosum, 1333 nucleotides long. NCBI's taxonomy places the organism in Eukaryota, Dinophyceae, Suessiales, Symbiodiniaceae. The record is from the annotation of a GenBank genome assembly.
GCGAAGUCACGGCCCUCGCGUUGACGGCGGAGGCGAUCUCCCGGCACAAGGCCGGCGGGAUGCUGUACAGCUGGCCCUGGGUGUGGCAGUUCUGCACUACUUGGCCCUUGCGGCGGAAGGUGCCCCUCUGCGCCACCUCAGGGUGGCGACCCUGUUCUCUGGACUGCUCGCAACGGUAGCCGCCGACGCCGCAGACCGGCCGCUCGGGCGUCCAGUCCAAGUUGGACCAUAUCCUGGUGAGCUUGCGGUAAGGGUAGCCGUAAGUGCAAUAGCUGACGUCCUGCCAGGGCAGCCCCGCCAUGAAGGGGCGGAGCUUCAGGAGCCCCGUGGCAGGAUUCUCCAAAGCCCAGAAGCGAGGCCGGAGCUCUUGGAUGAUCUGCAGAGUCCGCUGCACCAGGCGGUCGCCCUCUUCCAGCCGCCGGGAUCAUGUCAAAGUGGCCGCGCGAACUUCGGGAACGGCUCCCACGAGCAGAUGUCGGCGCAGAUGGUCGGGUCGGCUUUGGGGUCGACGUCAAGCGAGGUGACUUCCCACCCCAGUUCCGCGAAGGCUCGGCCCAUCGAGCCAGUCCCCGAGAACAGCUCCAGCAAUCGGCGCAUCGUUUUCCAUGUCGGGCUGGCAGGCCAGCCACACGACCGCGACCAAGGCGGCGCAGCAGCAGGCCAGCUCGAGGUUGCAGAGGGCCACCUCCCGCCAGCUCAGCGGCCGAGGGGGCGGCGUGUCUGCGUCGAAGAGUUGGGCGUGGCUCCGCCGCAGGGCCGCGGGCGAGUGGGUCAUGGUUUGGACCCAGCAAUGGAGCUCGUCUUGGGCGAGGUGCAAAGCAACGCCAAGGGCGGCAAGUAUCUGCCGAUCAAGGGCAAGGACGGCUGCAACAACCCCACGUUUCACUCCACGCAGUGGGCCGCCGUGGUGUGGGAGCCUUCGGCUUACGCCGCCGAGGGGGAUAGGGUCAACGUCUGCCUGGAGGCCACGGAGGAGCUCGCGGAGGCGGUUUCGAGAUGGGAAACUGCCGCGGUGGGGCUGGCGACCAAGCACGCCGCGUCCAUGUUCGGCAAGCCCCUGAGCCAGGCCCAGAUGCAGGAGCGCUUGCAGUCGUGCCUGAAGACCUCCGCGCAAGGCCUAAAAUUCUGCAAGCUCAAGGCCACUAUGCGGAACGUGCGCUUCUGGGACUCGGAGGGCAAGCGGGCCGAGGCGCCCGCCGGCCUGCGAGGGCGAAAGGUCCUGGUGGCGGUACAGCCGCGGCAGCUCUGGGUGAUGAACCAGCAGUGCGGGCUGGUUCUGGAGCUCCGGGACGUCAAGUUGGAGGAGCAGGCCGAAGAUGCCUGCCCCCUAUAA